Messenger RNA from Bactrocera dorsalis (oriental fruit fly), 1455 nucleotides. RefSeq lists its product as uncharacterized. Gene Ontology annotation, biological process: biological process involved in interspecies interaction between organisms. Lineage: Eukaryota; Metazoa; Arthropoda; Insecta; Diptera; Tephritidae. Gene Ontology annotation, cellular component: external side of plasma membrane. The record is from RefSeq and is a predicted model, not a curated record. Gene Ontology annotation, molecular function: carbohydrate binding.
AGCCAAUCCAGUCCAAGUGCGCGAACAUCAAAAGAUCUACCAUUCAUUCCCAGUCAAAAUGAUAUGUCUAUGAUGAAUCCAAAUAUGCCGAACGGAGGACCUGGUCCACUUUCUUACCACUCUUCGCUCUACAAACGACCAAAUGUUUACAUAACAAAACGCAUCGGCGAAGCAGUGGAGUUGGAACCACACAUGAGGCCACCAGUUCAUGUAGUAAAUCCACAAUUUCGUCCUAUGACAAAUCAAAUGAUACAACAGCAACAGCUACAGGAACAACAACAGCGUCAACAACCAGGAUUUUUCCAACAACUGUUCGGCUUAGGUGGAGGUGGCAGCAGUCAGUCUCAAUCACCACCAACACAACCACCACCGCCGGUGCGACCGGUACCCGUACAACAGCACCACAUACAAUCGGUCCAACACAACGGAGCGCAGCCACCAUUUCGGGCAGUGACAGAAAAUGAUCUAUACCUAUUGGGCGCGAUAGAGAAACUCGUUUACCGCGUGGAUUACUUGGAGAGCCGUAUACGACGAGCCGAACAAUUAAUUUACUACUUGAUGGCGGGAAAUAAUCAGAAAGAAGUGCGUGAUCCGUGCCCCACAAAUUUUACACGUAUCAGUGAUAAUUGUUAUUACAUCAAUAGCAACCAGCAGGUGAACUGGAAGACCGCCAACUCAGCGUGUAAGGCGCUGAAUUCACACCUUGCGGAAUUUGAAAGGGGUUCAGAGAAUGAAGAAAUCAUGGCUCACCUAUUGAAUCAGCCGCAGCAUCGUGGACGUGACUACUGGUUGGGUGGUUUGAAUCCCGGUUUGCUUUGGAUUUGGUCUAAUUCGGCGAAACCGGUUAAUCCAAACAUGAAUCUCACAUCCAUUGCCAUGUCACAUGCAAAUAAUACAGAGAGCAAUACAAUCGAUGUGGAUGGCGGUGACAAGGAUAAGAAGAAGAAGGACGAAGAUGACCCUUCCCUCAAUGAAACCAUCCUAAACAAUACCGUGGAGAUUGAGGGUCAAGGUCGAUGCUUGCGGCUAUCUUACAAUCCCACAAAACACAUUUAUAAUUACUAUGGACAGGAGUGUACUUCGAGGCAUUACUAUAUCUGUGAAGCGGAAGACAAAACACUGGAUAAUAAAAUUAAGAAGAUCAGCAGAGAACUAAAGUUAUUCGAUUGAUUCGAUUAUUUGAUUGUAAUCGAAUCAACUUUCUCGUUUUUGAAGGCUGAAAAUUAUGUUUGUGAUUUUGAGCCAUCGCCGCCUUAAGAUCUGAACACAUGGUCAACUGAUAAAUUUGUGUCGAAAUAACUGCAAUUCGAUUAGCAAAUUUUAAAUAUGACAUGCUGUAUUUUAGGCUUAGGGUGGUAUAAAUUAUAUCAUAGUAUUUUCGAAUUAUUGAAGUUUAACAGUGGACUAUAAGUUGAUUUUAAGUGCAGCACAUCUUUAUUGUUUUAAAUUUUAAAU